AAAAACCGGUGAACAGACCCGCGUAAAGAAACGAGAGAAGAACGCUUGUGUAAGAUUCAUGCAACUUCAUAUAAGCCAUAGUUUUCAAGGGGAAUGGACGUGCUCAUGGUGGAACGUGAAGUGUUUUUAAUAAUUAAUAACAGUGUUUAUUUCUGAUAUAAACAUUGGUGUUUAAACGCGCAUAUCCUUUUUAAGGAUAUUUUCCUUAGAUUUUAUUGAAUAUAUUUGAUAUAUAACGAUAUGUCGUUCUCAAAAGCUAGAAUUCAACGGUUCAAUGAACUUGCAAGUGAGGCGCCACCACCCGGUGCAUAUGAUCCUAAGUUCGACCAGAGAAUCAAAGGAUAUAUUAUUGAAAAAACAGAAAGAUUUCAGGAUAAUAAAAGUGUAAUUAGUAACGGUACCGAUUCAAGCUUAACCGUUUCAAGCAAGAGUACUGGAAAUCAACCACAAGACAGAUUUUUAACUCCACAAUGUCCAAGGAGAAGUGUUAUCGUCAAAUCAAUAAAUUCAAAUUAUCCAAAGGAAAAAUUGAAAUCCAUGAACCAGACUAAGAAUAAAACUAUUAAUAAAAGACAUUAUAAUUAUACGGAUCAGUUGUUGGAAUUACAAGUUGAAUGUACGAAUAAAGAUAAAACUAUACAGGAACAUGAGAAACAUAUUGAAGAGAUUAAGGAAGAAAUGUGUAAACUUGAAGUGCAAAUAGAGGAUUUACAUAAGAAACAAGUUGAAGUUGAAGAACAACACAGGAAAGAUAUAGAAACUAUGGCUAAAUUACAACAGGAAGUUUUAGAUAAUCAUGAUGAAAGGCAUCAAGCUGAAGCAGAUGAGCUUCGUUCUAAAUUAUUGGAUAUGUCGAGAGAAAAGGAACAAGAAAUCUCUACUAGAAGAACGCUUGAAAAUGAAUUAAGAAAACGAGUGGCCGAAUUGUUAGAGAAAAUUUCUUUUUUAGAAAAUGAAUUGUCUAAAAUAACAGAAACAAAUCGAAUUGCGAUACAAAAUUUAGAGACAAGAAAUAAAGAAUUAUUGUCCAAAUUAAAAACAUUGGAGGAAGAACGUGACAUACAAAUUGAAUUAUUAGAAAAGGAAAGAUCACAGCUUCUGUUAAAUAUAAGCGAUUUAACGGACAAUAAAUGUGAUCUUGAAGAUAAAUUGGAAAAAAGGCAGGACGUGAUUUUAGAACUUCAAGGGCAAUUGUCUACUCUUCAAUGUGAGCUGGACGAAUUAAGAGCGGAAUACGACAAACUUUUGGAUGAUUCCAUGAGACAAAUGAAUGAUCUUGUAAAAAAUUAUAAUGUAGAAAAGGAUACAUUGAAAGAUACCUUUGUUAAAGAAAAGAAAGAACUUCAAUUGCAAUAUGAUCAGACAAAAAUGACAGUAAUUGUAUUGCAAGCCAAUUUAGAUGAUAUGGCCGAUAAUAAUUCAUUUCUUCAACAAGAAUUACAAGACGUUCAAAGACUUUACAGAGAUGUAAGUCAACGGUUGACGCAAGCUCAUGAGGAAUUAGAAAUUGCAGAACAGAAACAUGAGCUUGUCUUGAAGGAACAUAAAAAUGAGAUAGAGGCUUUACAAAAGCAACACAGCGAAGAAAAAUCAGAAUUAAAGCAAUUAUUGGAAGAGGCAAAGGAAGAUUAUUUGAAUGAAAUAGAAAAUUUGUCGAUAGCAAGAGAUAAAGAAAUAGCUGAAUUGCAAAAAGCAACGAGUCAAACGAUUGAGGAAGAAACCAAACGAAUAAAGGAGCACACAAAUAAAAUCGUUGAAAAUGCCGAAGCCGUUACUAGAGAAACUAUAGCAGUUUGUCGUGCGGAAAGUGAAGAAAGAGUAAAGAGAGUAAUCGCCGAAUGUGACGCGAAAGUAAGCGGACCACAUAUAAAUACAAUGAUCAGAGAGGCCACGGCUGCGAUCGAAGAAGAAAUGCGUCUUAAUAUUGAAAAAUAUAAAGCAUGUUUGAAAAGAGUAGAAACCGAACGUGCUGCGUUAGACGAUAAGUUGGCUCAAAGAGAUGCCGAAAUUACAAAACUUUCCUCGAUACUCGAGGAAUUGAAAUUGACCGCAGAAACUCGGGAGAGUUUUAGUCAAAGCUUGCAGGUCGGGUUAGACAGAGCGGAAACAGAAUUGGCGGAGAAAAAAGCAGAGCUUAGAGCAUUGAAAAAUCAAAUACGUGCGGAGGCUGCAGAAAUGGUAGCUAGAAGAAAGAGGUUUGAAAUAGUUAUGGCGGAAAAUCAAGCAUCGGUUGCUGCACUCUCGAAACGUUUAGCACAGAGUCACGCUGAGGUAGAAAGACUUCAAGAUGAAUUAAAACGUGGCGAGGAUUGUAUACACGAACAUCGAGAUUUACUUGCUUCUAUGCGUAAUAAUUCUCAAAUGGUACACGACCAAGUGCACAAUAUUAUGAAACAAUUAGAUGCCGAGAGACAACUCGUAAGUCAAAUCGAAGCUGGUAGUUUGUCUGAGUUUGAAUCCAUUAAGACUGUUUUCGAAAUGAAAAUUGAUGAACUUCAACGAGUAGCAGCGAAAGAAAUUACACGACUUCGAGAAGAAAUUAACAAGAAGUCAAGCGAAAGUGCAGAGAUGAAGAGACAGCUCGAUGAAAUGGCUGGUUCUCUUUGUGCCGCAGAAGAUAUGUUAUUAAGAUUAGAGGAAAGAAACGAUGCGCAAAUGAUUGAAAUUUCGCGAUUAGAAGUUGAAAGUGGUAAACUUCAUGAACAAUUAAAUAAUCAAAAAAAGAUCUCCGAAGAAACCACUGCAUUGAUGUCCGUACAAUCGGUGCAACAUAAACUCUCCAUUGAGAAAGCGAAUUAUCAGUUAAAAGAACUCUCCAUGAAAGUUAUAUCACUUGAAGAAAGAGAUAGAUGUGCCGAGAACAAACAUAUAUUGGCUGAAAAGGAAAAAGAACAAUGGCAUGCUCGUGAAGAGAAGCUUUUAAAAGAAUUAGCUGAGGAAAGAGCACGUCGUGAAACUGCUGAAACCGAAGUUAAGACAUUAACCGAAAAUAAUGAUCGACUUCAAAAGGAAUACGAAGACAUAAAUGAAAAAUAUGCCGAAAUAGUUGGCCAUCAGAAUCACAAACAAAGAAUCAAGCACGUUUCACAGCUGAAAGAAAAGAUCUAUCGAUUGGAACAGGAAUUGCAAACUAAAUCCAGGCAAUUGGAACAUCAACAAAAGGCAGGGGAGAAGUUAAAAGCUCAACAGAAACGUCCCCAUACUAAAGGGAAAGAAAACGUAAUAGGAGUUACGAGAAGUAGUCACACCACACCUACAUCUUCGCCGCAUAAAUCAUUAACGCCUCUUCGAAAUCGAAACGAAUAAUUUGAUUAAAAGAUUAUGUCUAAAAGAAUUUGCCAAAUUAGUUCGUGUAUAAGAACUAUAGGUGUAUAAAAAAAAACAAAAAAAAAAAAAAAAAAAGAAAAAAAAAGAUAGUUAAAUCAAAUGCACCCACGUUCCAGAACGUGGGAGUGGGAGGGAGGGGGGAGGAAGAAAAAA
Molecule: messenger RNA, 3480 nt
Organism: Vespa mandarinia (Asian giant hornet)
Lineage: Eukaryota; Metazoa; Arthropoda; Insecta; Hymenoptera; Vespidae
Source: RefSeq, a predicted model, not a curated record